Molecule: messenger RNA, 2868 nt
Organism: Phyllotreta striolata
Lineage: Eukaryota; Metazoa; Arthropoda; Insecta; Coleoptera; Chrysomelidae
Source: the annotation of a GenBank genome assembly
AUGAAGCGCGAUUUUUUCAAAUCCGCCGGAUUUCUGAUUGUGUUCGCGUCUUUAGUGCAAAGGACGUGCACGCAAGAUUUAAUGUGCUGUUCUCAGGCAACUGGAUCCUGUCGAAGCAUUUGUGAAAAGAUAUCUUUAGUCCAAUUGGCUGCCGACGUGGAAUUGAGAAAUCACACCGUUUCCGAAGUUCAGAAAUUCUGCUCCAUACACCUGACUUCGUUUUGGGAGUGCUUGAACGCCACGUUCAAAGAUAUAUCGAGGGGGGAUUCUUGGUCGGGGAGGAUCUGCUGCGGGUUGCCGCACAGCGAAAGCUGCCGCAAAGCCUGCGUGACCGCCACUUCGAGCUUGGAUUUAACCAACGGUUGCAGGCAGAGCGAUGAAAUAGCCUUUUUCAGCUGUCUGGAGAGGCAGGAAGCGGCUGCUGAUUGUUGUAACAACGCGAGGACCGAAGACUGCAACGCCGUCUGCGUGGAUUUAUUCCGAAACCAAUUGGUGCCUUCCAAACUCCAGAAGCAGAAAGUUAAGGAGUACUGCGAGAACGAUAAUCCCAGGGUGACCGAUUGCGUGAAGGAUCUGGUGAAGGUAACGCCGGUGAAAAGCACGCACAAACACAUCCAUUGUUGCGAAAAAUCGAACGUUAUCAAAUGCAGAGAGUCCUGCAAGAAGGUGCUGUCGACGAAGAAUACAAUACAAGAAAUCCUCGAUGGUCUCGCUCAAGGAGGAUGCGGUUUACCCAUGCCACAAGAAUAUUUUUGGCAGUGCUUCCUUCGCUCCGAUUCCGCCGGGCCGCUAUCGAAUUCCGUAAGAGUCUCCAGUAUAGAUCGCGUGGGAAUCGACAGCGCCAAAUGGCAUUGCUGUCACAAGGCCAAUUCCCCUCAAUGCGCCCGGUUGUGCUCCAAGACCUUCACGAAAUUCUGGUCGAAAUUCUGGGACGAAUUCCGGCACAAGUGCCUCAGCCAGAUCUCCGAGGAAGGCCUCAGGUCGUGCAUCGACGAAGUUGAUGAACCGUGUGAGCUCGGUUGCGAUGGGCUGAGCUUCUGUACCAACUUCAACAACAAACCUACCGAAUUAUUCAGGUCUUGUAACGCUCAAGCCGAUGAGGCUGCAAGAAACGACGUGGCUCUUUGGCAAACGCAACACAACAUUUCCUUAGCCGAAGGUCUAACGUUACCGCUCAAAACCACGUCGAAAUGCUCCCAGAACAUCUGGAAAGCCGUCGCUUGUACGCUGCAAAUCAAACCGUGCUCGAGGAUAUCGCACGCCAACCAGAUCUGCAGGGACGUCUGCCUGGAGAUCCUCACGCAAUGCGUGGAUUGGACCCGGGUGUCGCCCGUCCAUUCGCCCGAAUCCGUCUGCGAGAGCAUCUCCCCGGACGAUCCGAACGGCUCCUGCGUCCGGCUGCAGACCUACCUGAACCCGUCGUCCUACAAAUCCUCGCGGAUCACCGGCGAGGUAAUCAGCCCUUGCAAGGGAAACCCCUGCGAACCGCACGAGGUCUGCACGAUAAACCGGAACUGCUUGCACGGGAUGAAUUGCAAGCCGUACAAUUGCCAACCAGGGUGUAAAUUAGGUGAAGUAUCCCAAUAUAUGGUCCCUCACGGAACAUACGUCUGGAUCCCUACACCGAACAGCUCCGAAGGGUGCGUGCGAAUUUGCAAAUGCAACGGCAACAAAAUCGACGAAUGCCUGCGAUUGCUGUGCUUCUCUCUAACCUCCUGCCUGCUGGGCAACACCCAGGAACUCCACGGUUCGGUCUUCGCCAUCGAGUGCAACAAAUGCAGCUGCUACGCCGGCGAGACGAUCUGCAGCAGGAAGCAAUGCGAGAGCACGAGCUUGAGCGGCAGGAAUACCGGUUACACCACGUUACCGUGCAACUGCCCGCCGCAUUACGUGCCGGUUUGCGGCCGCAACGGCGUCACUUACCCCUCUACCUGUCUGGCAAAGUGCGCGGACCUGCAAGACUCCGACAUCGAAUACUAUCCGUGUCAAGAUCCUUGUAAAACCAAUACGUGUCCGGUAGGUCAGAAGUGCGUUCCCAAUUCCCAAGUUUGCUUGACUCUUAUGCACAAACCGUGCAAGCAGUACGAAUGCAUAAACGGGUCGUCGAAUUGUUCGCAUCUACCGUUGGACCCGGUUUGCGAUGUGGAUAACCAAGAGUACGAAAAUUCCUGUCUUCUCGCCCAUCAUAAUGCGAAAUUGGCCUACAGAGGACCUUGUUUGCCUAAAUGCAAUUACAGAUCGCAAGUUUGCGGGAUCAAUGGGAAGACUUACGUGUCAGAAUGCGCUGCCAUUGCUGAUAUGGUUUCCGUAGAUUACCAAGGACCUUGCACAGCUAUGGGAUUAAUCGGUAACGUUAAAGCGAAACAAUGCCAUGGGGUAAAGUGUCCUGAAUUGAAAAAUCCGAAUUGCAUAGGUAUCACUCCUCCUGGUGCUUGUUGUCCAAUAUGCGGUGGAGCUCUUCGCCUGCUGUAUUCAAGGAAACAAAUCGACAGAGCGUUGUUUGUUAUCCAAAGCCAAACCACCAAACCUCUAAACCUCUACUCAAUGCUGAAGGCUCUAGAGCGGCAAAUACAAGUAGCUCAAUGCUCGCUUAAAGGCUACCUUACAGUGGAGCAGGACAUUUUCGUAGCAGUACAUAGUACUGAGAGGAAACCUUCAGAGGUGCAAUUGGAAGCUUGCAUAAGAGAAGCGGAGAAAAUCGCGAGUCUAAUUAACAUCCAGAGUUCGAGGAUAAUCAGCGAAUUGAGCCUCAGUUCUCUAACGGCUGCGACGAUUGUUCACACGCAGGUUAGCUCUUCAGCAGGAGUUAAUUUCGAGGCUUCAAUGGCGGUUUUCGUGGUGUUGGUGUGCGUUAGGGUGUUGCGAUGA